Molecule: messenger RNA, 1071 nt
Organism: Penicillium manginii
Lineage: Eukaryota; Fungi; Ascomycota; Eurotiomycetes; Eurotiales; Aspergillaceae
Product: NADP-dependent oxidoreductase
Exons: 4
Coding region: 1-1071 (356 amino acids)
Cellular component (GO): mitochondrion
Molecular function (GO): oxidoreductase activity
Source: RefSeq, a predicted model, not a curated record
AUGCUUUCAAUCAAUAUCCCAAAACACACCACGCCCAACGAAUAUGAGCUAGGCGAAGUCCCUUCCCUAUCCAUCGACCGACCCACCGACAUCUUGAUAAAAGUCCACGCCGCAAGCAUCAACCCAAUUGAUGUGAAAAAGGCCUCGGGUAUAACCAAGGCAGUUCUCAAGGAUACCUUCCCAUAUAAAAUCGGCUACGACUGCGCAGGAACAGUCCUAGACACUGGCUCCCAGGUAACGCGCUUCAAAACCGGCGAUGAAGUCUUUGUCCGAUUGCCGGAAUGUCACCGUGGCUCGUGGAGCGAGAUUGCGCGCUCAACGGAGGAAUUCGUUGCGCUGAAGCCGAAGGGUCUUUCUAUGGAGGACGCUGCUUCGAUUCCACUUGCAGCUAUGACGGCUUUGCAGGCGCUGAGGGGAUUUGAGGGGGAUCUGGAAGGGAAGACUGUUUUUAUUCCUGCAGGUUUGGGUGGUACUGGCCUUUUCGCAUGCCAGCUAGCCAAAAACAUUUUCAAAGCUGGAAAGGUGAUCACGACGGUUUCCACGGCAAAGGUGCCGAAGGUGAAAGAGCUCUUAGGCGAGGGAGUCGUGGACGAGAUAAUCGACUACAGAAAAUCAGAUCCAAAAGAGAUUAUCCCCGCCCGGUCAGUCGACUUCAUCUUCGACACAACCGGCAACGCGAUGGACUAUCUCUCCCUAAUGCGACCAAACGGAGCAAUAAUAACCGUAUCAAUCGUAACCUCCGGAGACGUCCUUCAAAACUCCAGUGUGAUGCGCCGAUCACCCGACAAGACGGACAAAGCAACAGUGCCCUUCCCCAUCCGCAUCGCGCUGAAUGUCAUGGAUAAAAUCCGAGUCAUGCGUGCGUCUCGAUAUGGGGUUAAGUAUGCGUCGAUCUUCCUGGAACCGAAUGCCACUGAUCUGGACUUGAUUCGGGGGUGGGUGGAAGAGGGAAGGUUGAAGACUAUUGUUGGAACGAGUGUUGAUGCCAAGGAUAUCGGUGCGGUGAGAGAGGCCUGUCAGGUCGUUUUUGAUGGGAAGGGUGGUGUUGGGAAGGCUGUGAUUGUAUUUUGA